Xylona heveae TC161 is the source of this 2070-nucleotide messenger RNA. RefSeq lists its product as hypothetical. The transcript is spliced from 6 exons. Bases 1 to 2070 code for a protein of 689 amino acids. The record is from RefSeq and is a predicted model, not a curated record. NCBI's taxonomy places the organism in Eukaryota, Fungi, Ascomycota, Xylonomycetes, Xylonales, Xylonaceae.
AUGUCUGAGGUCACCAAGCCCGUUGAAGAGACUCCUGUCGCUGCUCCUGCAGUCGCCGAGCCAGCACCCGCUGCUGAGCCUGCUGCUCUGACGGAGAGCAAGCCCGAGGCUGUGGCUGAUACUGCCGCUGCCCCCGAAACAACUGCUGCUGAAGCGCCUGCUGGAGAGACUGCUGCGGCGGAGCCUGCAAAGGAGACUGAGACCACCAAGGCUGAAUCUGAGCCUAUUACAGAGGGAAAGCUGGGUUACAAGGCCCCUGGCCUCGUCAAGAGCCUAAUCUUUUCGAAACGUUUCUUCUGGUUUGGCGACGAGGCUGUUUCCCCUCAGAACCUUCACAGCUAUCUCCGCGGAGAGAAGCCCGAGGUUGCCCACCACAAUGCUGCCUGGUCAAGCCAGACCGGCAAGGGCCUCCUCUUUUUCACCAAGCACGCUGACUCCAAGGCCAGUCCUGCCGGCGUCAUCAACCUUGCCGAUGUCUCUGAUGUCACCAAGGAAGGCCCCAAUGAGUUCCAUCUCAGACUCCAUGGCCACAAGCACACUUUCCAGGCCGCUACUUCUGCUGAGCGUGAUAGCUGGGUUUCCGCUAUUGAGGCUAAGUCGGCUGAGGCUAAGACUUCUGUCGACAGCGUGACUGGCAGCGCAGGCUACAAGGAGCAAAUUGAGAAGCUCAGCAAGCCCACCGCCGCCGUUGGCGCGGCCGCUGCCGCUACAAAGGCGGAAUCGUCCACUCCUCGCAAGAGCACCGAUGCGAAGGAGCAAGAGGGCGUGAAGAAGGACAAUGCUUCAACCAGCAGCAGCUCUUCCGAGGACGCCGAAGGAGCCAAGAAGAAGAAGCAGAAGAGCCGCUCCGUCUCCCGCAAGCGGGGAAGCAUUUUCGGCGCCAUCCUGAACAAGAAGGAUGAGGUCGAGGAAAAGAAGGAGGAAAAGAAGGAAGAAAAGGCUGAGGCGAAGGCUGAGAAAAAGGCCGAAAAGGAGGAAAAGAAGGAAGAGAAGGCUGAGGAGAAGGCGGAAGAGAAGGCUGAAAAGAAGGAGGAGCGGGAGGGCGCGAAGUCUGUUGAGCCUGCUCCCCUCGAUGCCCCCGCAGUUGCUGCCCGCGCUGUUGGCGAGCCCGUUGUCCCUGCCGAGGAAUCCAAGAAGGAGACCGCUGCUGAGGCUCAGUCGGCUGAGGCUGUCCCUGCCAGUCGCGAGAACGCUCCCAAGCCCUCUAAGCGGGCAUCCCUUUUCGGCUCUCUCUUCCAGAAGAAGGAGGCCGAGAAGAAGGAAGCUGCAAGUCCCGCAGAGGAGAAGAAGGCCGAGGAAGUCGCACCUGCUGUUCCUGCCAAGGACAUUGAGGAACCCAAGGAGACGCCGGCCCCAGCGACUACCGAGGAGACCGCGGCUGAAGUCCCGCCUGCUGCUCCCCCAAAGGACGCCGCCGCUGAGCCUGCCACUACUGCCAGUCCUGCAGCUGGUGUCACCCCCACCAAGGAAAAGGAGAACUUCUUUGGAAAGUUCUUGAAGAAGGAGAAGAAGGAGGAACAGGUCGCUGCUCCCGCUGCCAUCGCUGAGGAGGCUCCUGCCGCCCCCACCACCAACGGCGAGACCACCGAGACUGUUGAAGCUCCUGCCGCGGCGUCCGCCACCCCUGCUGCCGCCGAGCCUGCCAAGGAAGUCAAGGACAAGCGUCGCUCUUCCUUUUUCGGUAAUCUUGGCACCAAAAAGGAGAAGAAGGCCGACGUUCCUUCUGACUCUGAAGCCGUCGAAGGCGAGAGCAAGCAGAAGACUGCUUCAUUGCCUAAGAUUGGUGAUCUUUUCCGUAAGCCUAGCCGCGCUGUGAAGGGGCAGAAGGAGACCAAGAAGGAAGUCUCCAGCCCCGCUACUGUUGAGGAGGGCAAUGAAGUGCCCACCACAGAGACCGCAGGCAAGGCUGCCGCUCCUGCUACGGAAACUCCGGCCGCCACCGAACAGCCUGCCGCCUCUCUGCCCGCGACCACGGAACCUGCUACCAACGGCACCUCUGCCGAGUUGGCCCCUGAGCCCGCUGCAGUCGCCAAGGAGCAGAGUCCUGCUCCCGUUCAGGCUGCCGCUUAA